Syngnathoides biaculeatus (alligator pipefish) is the source of this 1531-nucleotide messenger RNA. It is a transcript of the gene mocs3, whose product is annotated as molybdenum cofactor synthesis 3. Bases 16 to 1476 code for a protein of 486 amino acids. The record is from RefSeq and is a predicted model, not a curated record. Gene Ontology annotation, biological process: protein urmylation; tRNA wobble position uridine thiolation. Gene Ontology annotation, molecular function: adenylyltransferase activity; thiosulfate-cyanide sulfurtransferase activity; URM1 activating enzyme activity. Gene Ontology annotation, cellular component: cytoplasm; cytosol. The transcript is spliced from 15 exons. NCBI's taxonomy places the organism in Eukaryota, Metazoa, Chordata, Actinopteri, Syngnathiformes, Syngnathidae.
ACAGCAGGAUCAACAAUGUUAAUGCAUAAUCAGAUCAGAACGACAACAGUCAAGGCAUCCCGUGUACCACGUGUUUCAACACCACUUGUAUCAGGGAUGGCUGAGCAAGUGGGCUACUUGAAAGCACAGCUAAGAGAGAAAGAACAAGAGAUUGCGGCUCUGAAGAAUAAACUGGCAAUAUACGAAAAGAACGCUACUUUAGUCCCAGAGCUCCAUGACAGAGUGAUGCCUCUUACUCCACUAAAAGCCAGAACAGCCCUCACCAAGGAAGACAUCUUGAGGUACAGCAGGCAGCUCCUCCUACCUGAGUUGGGUGUGCAAGGACAGCUAAAUCUAUCGAAGACAUCCGUAUUGGUUGUGGGUUGUGGAGGACUGGGCUGUCCUCUGGCUCAGUAUCUAGCGGCAUCAGGUAUAGGGCGUCUGGGGCUAGUGGACUAUGAUGAGGUGGAGAUCAGUAAUUUGCAUAGACAAGUGCUUCAUGGUGAGGAGGACCAGGGUCAACCUAAACCUCUGUCUGCAGCUAAUGCCAUUAGAAGGUUGAACUCAACAGUUGAGUGUAUCCCUUACCACCUACAGCUUUCACCUGAGAACGCCUUGCAACUCAUUCAGCAAUAUGACAUUGUGGCUGAUUGUUCAGACAAUGUCCCUACACGUUAUCUUGUGAAUGAUGCCUGUGUGCUGAGUGGCAAGCCUCUAGUAUCAGCGAGCGCCCUCAGAAUGGAGGGACAGUUGACCGUAUAUAACUAUGAUGGAGGCCCCUGCUACAGAUGCCUCUUCCCAAUACCUCCACCCCCAGAGAUGGUGACAAACUGUUCUGAUGGGGGGGUGUUAGGAGUGGUUCCAGGGAUAAUGGGCUGUUUUCAAGCAUUGGAGGUCCUCAAGAUAGCCUCUGGACAUGGCUCUUCUUGUGGCCAGCAGCUGGUGAUGUUUGACGCUCAGAGUGCCAAGGUCAAGUCCAUCAGGUUGCGGGGCAAGCUGUCAGGAUGUGCGGUGUGUGGAGAAAAGCCCAGCGUAACCCAGCUCGUUGACUAUGAAGCCUUUUGUGGUUCUGCUGCAACAGAUAAGUGUCGCAGACUCAACCUCCUGUCCAGUGAUAAGAGGAUCACAGUGCAGGAUUACAAAUCCAUUGUUGACGAUGAAGAGCCCCAUCUCCUGUUAGAUGUGCGCCCUCUUGUGGAGGUGGAUAUAUGCCAUUUACCCAGCUCAAUCAACAUACCACUCUCAAGUUUAGAAAAGAGGAAGCGUGAACAUAUGCAAUUACUUGAGGACCGCAUCGGGCAAAUGAAACGGCAGAUAGUUGGUGUCUGCUGGCCUUCAGUUUAUGUGAUUUGUAAACUAGGAAAUGACUCUCAGAAGGCUGUUCAAAUACUAGGGGAGAUGAGUGGAUCAGAAGUGGACAAUAUCGCAGUGAAAGACAUCCGUGGAGGCCUGAUGGCGUGGGCGCAAUGGAUUGACCCCACAUUCCCACAAUAUUAAUAUCAUGUUACCUUGUAUCUAUGUUUUCUGAAAAAUAAACAUAUUUUUAUCACCA